GCCUGUUUGGCUCAAGGGGCGCGCACGCGUACGCCCGCGCGAUGCGUGACAUCAGCUCUCUUGCAACAGCGACCGAAGUGCCGAAGCGCCCAUCCCCAGGAAGACAGACUUGUCACCUGGAGCGUGAAAGUGACAUCGUCAGGAGUACAAACGGAACUCACGUUCCCUUCCCCGGCAGCCUGCAACCACGAGCGGAGGAGGGCGCUGGGGCCGCGGCAGUGGCAAGGGCGAGCGCCCAGCCGAGCGCCAGCCCGACGGCAAGGGCAACGGUGCAGCGGCUUGGGGCUCCAAGGGCAAGGGCGGGCGGCUCGACCAGCCAGCACCGCCUCCGCCCUGGAGCACAGCGCCCCCCCCCCUCGCGGAGGACGGCACAGCUCAAGAUAUGGUACCGUGCGUGGUGCGGAAGCAAGAAGAGCUUGGGCGCAUGGAGUGCUUGCAAACAUGGUGGUGCAUGGAAGACGGUUGCCCUUGCACCAGAUGUUGACACGUCGUUUGCAUGCAACACUCGGCAUUACUCCCGUCUUCCUGCUCCUCGUGGCGUUGCUGGGCCUCCAGGCACAAACAGUGGCGAACAUGACAGAGAUCAGAGUAAGAUGGAGAUGCAGAACUUCAUCACGCUCUCUGAGACGGCUGUAAACUCGACAAUUGACACACGAUACUGCAAGAAGCUCGAUGCCGUGUGCCACACCAGUGAAACCAGUCUUCUAGUCCAGGUCACCACUCAAAGCGCGAAGGUUACAAAACUGGAGGCAUCCUUGCAGAUUCAACUUGGCAAGUUGGACUCGCAUUCUAAAUCGUAUGCGCAAGGACCGAAGGUCGUGCAGGAGCUCUACGGGCGCCUCGCCACGGCCGGCAAGCAGCACCAAUACUUGGUCUCCCAGUUGCCUGGCAUGGCAGAGUCUGCUGCCGACAGCGCCCCCCCGCGGCUGUGCAUCAAAGACGUGGUGGAGGCAAGAGCGACCUCAUUUCUUUCAUUGACGUUGACAUUUUUUUACCUAGCAGCGAAGACUGGUCGGUUUCUAGUGGUCUCAAAAGAGAGCAGCAUGACUCCCCAGGGGGGUCUGGGCAGCUGCCGGACGGGUGCCGCAGGAAUCCGGGGAGGGAAUGCUUCCAGAUAUGCUUAUACACGUCGCUGUUCGGUUGCGUUGCCGGGAUACUUUCAGCAUUGAUGAUUACGUAGUUUCGGCAUACUACAAGACAUCAUCCAGGUCAGGACAUAUGAAUUGUGCACUCGCAGCGCCCAAGGCUGCGUUCGCCGCAUCGGCAGCAACCCCGACCAGGGCGCCUUCGGCCCCUGCAGCUGGCGGCGUUGGUGUGUCUGGCGCUCGUGAACGGGCUCGUGCGCGCGCAAAAGGUGGCCAACCAGGUGAACGCACGCGUCAGCACCCCCUCGCUGUCGCCCCGAGGCAAGCGCUAGAGCGCUGGCGGUGACGGGGAAGGCCCCACUUAUGUUUCAUCCUCGCCUCACGGCAAGCUCCGUUCCCCAGGAAGCCAGCAGCAGGCUGGAUCUGCCUCCGUUGUUCGGUUGGGCACUUGGGCGAAGGCGGGGGCCCCGCCCCGUCGCUUUUCGCGCGGCAAUGCCACCCGACCGCUCUUUAUCUUUCCAGAAAAGCCGUUGUGAUCCUGGAGUUGCCUAUCCGGACCUCGUCGCCGAAACAGUCGACAGCGCGACGUGGCCCCCCCUGAGAAAGCCGGCUCUCUCCCACAGUCAGGCUGAUAUUAUCUUAUUUCAGGAUCCCCAUUUGCGAGCUGGUGCGGGGUGCGAUCAGGCUUCUUCUUGGGCGCAGGGUCGCGGCUGGAAUGCUCUUCUUGCCUCCGCCACCCCCGCCGCCACUGGGGAGGCCUCUGGCGGCGCCAGUAUCCUGGCUAGGAACUCCGAGCGCCCCAAGGUGGCCCCAUUAUUUUUCCGCCCCGUGUCGCAUGUGUAAUAGUUAGCGGCCCAGGGGGUGGGGGUCUCUCCCGGCGCUCGGUCUAUUUGAAACAUUCUCAGCGCCUGGCCGACUCUAACCGCGAGUUGGUCUCUCACGCGGCGACCGCGAUUUGAGGCGUGGGUUGGGCCGAUCAUCCCAGGCGGACAUUGCAAUUUUAGUCCGCAGCUCUUGGCCAGCACCACUUUUGCCGAAAAGGAUCCGAGGCGCCGUAUCUCCUGAUGGGGUUGCCGCAGGCGCGCGCUCGACUGGCGGAGGGACCAAAACACUCGACAACAUCUUCAUGUCUCAUGGUCUUGCGUAGGACAUGAACAAGGCGAACCUCGCCCAAGAUGCCAACCAUCUCACCGACGCUCCUGUGCAACGCGGGCGAAGGCGUUCUCUUCUAGUCACUGCCGCGCGUUCCCCGCGCCAGCCAUGCCAGGUUGUCGACCCGCGCGCCAACUUUGGGAUCGCUUUGGUCGCCGCGAAGGCGCGAUCGCAGCAGAAGAGCCCCCAGGGUUGGAAAUCGCGGCUCCUGCGUCGCGUGGAGGAAGGGGCCGGGCAGGCCCACGAGGCCAUCCGCGGCUGUGCUCCCUGGGCCCCAACCUCGAACUUCAACGACGCGGGCAAACUAGAUGCCGCACUUCUUGGUUUGCAUAAGUCUGUCACAUUCAAUGGAACAUGCUUUCGCGCGCCGGUUUGUUUUCCCCGAAGCCCCGCCUCUAUUGAUGGGUUUCGCGUGGCAGUGCGCACUCAUGUCCGAUGAUGCCCUCGCGGUUCUGGCACCACUUUGCGUUGCCAUGGAGAUGGGCAGCAUUGCGCCCGCGCGCGCCGGCCCCGUGCUCCUCUCGCCCCCUGCUGAAGCAAUUAGAAGCUAUCGGCCCAUCGGACUUUUUAGUUCUGCGCAUGGGAUAUGGGG
Molecule: messenger RNA, 2829 nt
Organism: Prorocentrum cordatum
Lineage: Eukaryota; Dinophyceae; Prorocentrales; Prorocentraceae
Source: the annotation of a GenBank genome assembly